Molecule: messenger RNA, 2461 nt
Organism: Myodes glareolus (Bank vole)
Lineage: Eukaryota; Metazoa; Chordata; Mammalia; Rodentia; Cricetidae
Source: RefSeq, a predicted model, not a curated record
UCUUGGUCCAGCCUGUCCCCAGGGGCAGGAGGAGGCAGGUGCAGACAGGAAGGGGCAGAGGGUUGUACUGAACGAGACUACCCUCCUGGAACUUGGGGCACUCAGCACCCUGAGCAGUGGGAUCCAGGAUAGCUUCGCACAGCAACAGGAUGGGGGUGCGGCCCUCCAGCCCCUUGGACAAGCGUCAGCAGCAGCAGCUGAGGGGGUUUCUCUGUGUAGACCAGGCUGGCCUGGAAGUCGCUUUGUAGACCUUAGCCUCAAACUCAGAGAUCCGCCUGCCUCUGUGUCCCGUGGGCUGGGAUUAAAGAUGUGCGUCUCCCCUGCCUGGCUUUGGAAGAUUCCAGAUGUCAGGUGGAUGGCCUAUUAAGGGCCUUCCUGCCCUGUUACCGCAGGCAGCUGGCGGCAGCCAUGCUGAGGCAGAUCUCCAGGGAACUGGAACCCCAGGCGCCAGCCAGAUGCCAGCUUUCCCACACCAAAAAGCUGCCUAGAGUCCGGGAGCACCAAGGAUCCUUGACCCUGCUGUGGGGCCACCCGCCACAGUGGCAACCCACCUUCUGUGUCCUGCGUGGCGAUGGACGCCUGGAAUGGUUCAGCCAAAAAGAGGAGUAUGAGUCUGGGGGCCGUCCUCUGGGCUCCACAGCCCUGACAGGGUACACACUGCUCACUUCCCAGCGUGAAUACCUGUGCCUUUUGGAUGACCUCUGCCCAAGCUCCUCUGGAGACCUCGCCCAGGAGGAACCGCUGAGGGUGCUGGAGGAGCCGGUGAACUUCCCGCUCUUCCUUGUGCACCCAUUCCGGGCCCACCUCUGCUUCUGUGCGCACACGAGGGGGGCGCAGCGCGCCUGGAGGCUCGGCCUGCAGGGUGCCAUCCGGCUGAGAGCCACCGGUGCGUCCCAGGGCGGAGGUGGGGCGCGAGAGGACGAUGGGUGUAGGUGCGGGGUUCCCUGGGGAGGGCUGGAGCACAGUGCCCGGCUAAAGGCAUCCUCAGUCCUGCAGCGCAGCCGGGCGCCCGCGGCCUGCGCCUUCCUGGACACCGUGCAGCUCUAUCGACGACGUCGGGGCUUUGCCGGUGGUGACGACGCAACACUGGGCUCUGAUGCGGAGGUGCUGAGCGCUGAGCUGAUGCGGGAGCUUUUACCUGCACUACGCGCACAGACGCUACGGAGCCUGCGUAGUACGGGACGCGCCCGGGCCCGGGCCUGCUCGGAGUUCCUCGACGCUGUGCACGCGGCCAUCCUGGCCAGGGUAUCUGCAGGGCUGCGUGCCUUCCAGCCAGAAAAGGACGCGCUGCUAGCGAAGCUGGAGAGGACGGUGCGAGCAGAACUCGAGCAGAUCCUGCAGCAGCGAGCGCAAAGGGCUCGGAGACUAGAAGCGGAGAUCCGGGACCCCCUGGAGGCUUGCCUGUGCCGCAUGGUGGACCCGCAACUGCCCCAGAUUAUUCGUGCGCUGCUGAGCCCCGUGGAAGCCACGCUCCAAGCCGUUCGGACUCUCCUCAUCCGGGGCAUGGACCGGCUGUCUCACCACCUGCGCAAGAACCCUUCUGGCACGCGGCUGCGCAGGGAGGUUUAUGAGUUUGGGGAGAUACCUUGGGACCCAGAGCUGAUGCAAGCCUGUUAUCGGGAGGCAGAGCGAAACCGCAGCCAUCUGGCCCAGCUGGCAGAACCAUUUGGCUUCUUGGGGAUGCAGAGCCUGGUGUUUGGGGCCCAAGAUCUUGCACAACAGCUCACAGCAGCUGCGGUCACCACCUUCCUGCAACUGGCCGACAAGUGUCUGACAUCAACUCUGGACUGCGACCAGGCAGCUGAGCAGUUGGAGAAAGUCAGGGGCCUUGUGCUGAAGAAGCUCACCUCGGACAGUGAGACCAGUCGGUGGAGGUUCACCCGGGACUGGCUGCUGGGAAUCUUCUGGCCCUUUGUGUGGAGCCAGCUUGGGGUGAGCUGUAACUUGGAACAGCCUGAGGUGGAUGGGGACAUCCUGACCAUGGGCUGCCAGGUUCUGACCACUGAGGGUGUCUGCAGGGACGUCAUCCAGGGCCUCCUUCUGCAGAGAGUUGACAGAGGGUUAUCUCUUAAUUCCAGAGUUGAACAAGAUCCUUGGUGCCAGCGACAGAACCCGCUCUCCAGCAAAGAACCAGGAAGGAGCAUGCCCUACCUCCAGCUUGUGAUGAUGAAGGAGCUGAGACUCAGGUCUGAGACAGAGAGACCUACUCUGGUGGCCAAAUUUAGCUGCUCUGCCCACCAUUGCUUCCAAGAACAUCCAGAGCUGUCUUCACCCACGCCCAUCCUGGGGGACAAUGGAUGAAGGAAGAUCCAAGUAUGUGAGCUGCUUCUGACUUUUUAACUGCUGCAUAUAACAAAGCAUCAUAGACUGUGUGUUCCUGCUAGAAUUUUUACACUCAAGUUCUGAGCUAGCCUGAGCUACCAUAAUAUGACAUUGUAUUAAAAAAAAAACCCAAAACUUC